AUGAUGCCAUUCAUAUGGAAAGGAAGAAUGCACUCAUACAAAAACACUUUGGGGCUUGUGAAGAGAAUUGAUCUAUCAAGAAAUAGAUUAACAGGGGAGAUUCCAAGUGAAAUCACUCAUCUUGUUGGGUUGGUUUCUUUAAACCUGUCGGGAAACCAAUUAACAGGUCAAAUCACUCUAGAGAUUGGAAACUUGCAGUCACUGGAUGCCCUUGAUUUGUCAAGAAAACGGAUAGAAGGAAGAAUUCCAACAAGCCUUUCGCGGAUUGAUCGUCUUAGUUUCUUGGACUUGUCAUUUAACAACUUAUCUGGCGAAAUUCCAAUCAAGACUCAGCUCCAAGGCUUUGAUCCCUCUGUUUAUGCUGGAAAUCAACUCUGUGGACCUCCACUUAAAAAUUUGUGUGUUGAUCAAAAUGUGCAAACGGAAUUGAGCAAUCAAGAGGAUGAUAAGGAUGAGCUUAUUACACUGGGAUUUUACAUCAGUAUGGGGCUUGGGUUUGCUGCUGGAUUUUGGGGAUUUUGGGGAGUUUGCGGCACUUUGAUAUUCAAGAGCUCCAGCAUCUUUGGAGACAACAUCCAUGCUUCACUUGACUUGAAGAAUGCAUAG
Molecule: messenger RNA, 606 nt
Organism: Prunus armeniaca (apricot)
Lineage: Eukaryota; Viridiplantae; Streptophyta; Magnoliopsida; Rosales; Rosaceae
Source: the annotation of a GenBank genome assembly